GGACACUAACGUGCUCUCUUGCGUAACACUCGCUCGCGCCUGCCCGCGCAUGCGCAGACGCGCUGUGGUCUGUCCGCCAUUGAAACACACGAUCUCCGAUAGAAACGGGUCAGAGGCAGUGACACAGACGACACUCACGUUUCUCCAUUCCUCGUGCUCCGAAGUUUGACGGUUACCGUUUUUAACAACGUCUUUUUACAGUCCGUUUACACCGGUGUCUUCCCUUUCUGUCCCGAGGUACGUUUGAUGGACCAGCACGGAAUAUUUUAGCAGCGUUUAGCGUUCCCGUUAGCGGGUUAAAGCGAACCGAGCCUGGCUCUGCUCUGGGGGCAAGUACGCCUGCAGCAGCUCAGCGUUUGAUGGAUCCUAGAAUCACCUGGUUUCAGCCAGAACAGCGCGGACCUGCCAACAACCUGUGGAUGCACAUCUGGGAAACGUCGCAAACGCUGGGAAAUCUCUACUUCAACAACAACUGCAACACAGCCAGCUCCAAACUGACGAGCGGCGGCGGAGGCGACGGUGCGUCGAGUAACGCGGCCGACAGCAGCGGCAAGCCUAAGGACCAUCAGGGGAUGUCUGGAUCCAAACCCGACAGUGAGGUCUCCGAACAACUAGACUUCAUCCCUCUGGAAGCUAUUAACAACAACAACGGCGGCGGCGGCAGGGCAGGCAGGGGUGUCGGCGGAGGGGGGCAAGUGGGUGGCAGCAGGGUCGCCGGAGUGGGAACGGAGUUGCCAAGCAAGAGGAAAAGAGACAACAAGGCGAGCACCUAUGGCUUUAACAGGAGUCUGCAGCAGACCGAUGGGGCGGAGGACAUAUACACGGGCACGCCGUGGAAGAGCAGGAACUACUCGGAAGGCGUUUUGGGGCUGCAUGAGGAGAUAAAGGACUUCUUUGAGUAUAUUUCUCCUCGUCCAGAGGAGGAGGACAUGAGACUAGAGGUGGUGACUAGGAUCCACAGAGUCAUCAAAGACUUGUGGCCCAAUGCCGAGGUUCAAGUGUUUGGCAGCUUUAGCACAGGCUUGUAUUUACCUACAAGUGAUAUAGACCUGGUGGUGUUUGGUCACUGGGAGACUUUACCUCUCUGGACUCUAGAAGAGGCACUGCGCAAGAGAAAAAUUGCAGAUGAGAACUCUGUCAAAGUCCUAGACAAAGCAACGGUCCCCAUCAUUAAACUGACAGACUUGGACACAGAGGUAAAAGUGGACAUCAGCUUUAACGUACAGAAUGGCGUUAAAGCUGCAAACCUCAUCAAGGACUUUAAACAGCAAUUUCCCGUAUUGCCGUACCUGGUGCUGGUUUUGAAGCAGUUUUUACUGCAGAGAGAGCUGAAUGAGGUUUUUACAGGAGGAAUCGGAUCAUACAGCCUGUUCCUCAUGGUUGUCAGCUUCUUACAGAUGCACUACAGAGAAGACGCGUGUAGUUCAAACCCAAACCUCGGUGUGCUGUUGAUCGAGUUUUUUGAGCUGUACGGACGGCAUUUUAACUACCUGAAGACGGGGAUCAGGAUCAAAGACGGUGGCUCGUAUGUGGCCAAAGAAGAAAUUCAGAAAGGCAUGCUGGAUGGGUACAGACCCUCUAUGCUUUACAUCGAGGAUCCUUUGCAGCCAGGAAAUGAUGUAGGGCGAAGUUCAUAUGGGGCGAUGCAGGUGAAAGAUGCUUUUGAUUACGCUUACGUCGUCUUAAGUCACGCUGUGUCCCCAAUUGCCAAGUACUACCCCAACAACAAGUCAGAGAGCAUUCUAGGCCGAAUAAUCCGUGUCACACAGGAAGUAGCAGAGUACCGUGACUGGAUCAGUGCAGAGUGGGGCCAGCAGAGCAACAAUGAGCCGGUCAUCAAUUGUAAUGCAAAUGAUGUCACGCGGCUAGUUGAGUCUGAAGAGCUUGAUGAGUGUAAUAAUAACUUUCCAGAAGAUAGUACGGCGCUUCCUGCUGUCCCCCGGAGCAAAGUGUCAUCAAUCUCUUCCUCUCCUUCCCCAUCUUGCUCUUCGUCACCAUCAUCGUCAUCUUCAACAGCCUCUAGCUCAAGCGAUGCGGACUCUGAUGGAACGCCCUGUAAAACUUCAAAAGCUUUGGGCCGGGGCUCUAACUCUUACAGUGAGAAUACAGAAAGGAAUCUGUCCAAUCACAGGUCACAAAAUCAUUCAGCAACAAUGCCCACCCCCACUAAUAAGGGCAACAAGAGCCGACAGUUUGCUAACAAAAGUGCUCAAGGCUCACACAGCAACCCCAACAAGACCCAACAAAACAGCAAGUCCCAAAAAGUGCACAUGAAGAAGAGGAAACCUCAGAGUGAGGUGGUGCGUGAGGACUUCUGUAGAUAGGGGGAGCUGUUCCCGCAGACUCACACCUGCUCUUAAUGUCCCUGACCACAGAAGGGUGCUGCUGGUAUCAUUUAUCUCUCCUGUCCCACUCUUUAAGAGAUGCGUGUGACUUUGUAGCUGGAAAAGGAAAAGAAAAAAAAAAAGAAUAAUUAAAGUGGGGCGUAGGCCAUGGGAUUGAAAUCAUGUGGGAGAGUUUAGGCUUGAUCUCCACUGGCUUCUGCACAGCUUCUGCUCACUGCCCACACGGGAGCUGCACUGCUCUACCGGAGACGUGGAGGACCAGAGAAUGUAGGAGAGAGAAUUCCACUUGAGCAAUACCUGAAGCCCUGGACUUUUGCCUCACUGAGGACAACUGAAAUAAAAAAAAAAAAAAAAAAAAAACAACAACUCGAAUUACAAAAAAAAAGGUUAUAUUGAAAGUGCAAAGAUUUUUAAAUGUCUAAAACAAAUUUAAAAUGUAAUUAGUACAAG
Molecule: messenger RNA, 2795 nt
Organism: Puntigrus tetrazona (Sumatra barb)
Lineage: Eukaryota; Metazoa; Chordata; Actinopteri; Cypriniformes; Cyprinidae
Gene: tent4b
Product: terminal nucleotidyltransferase 4B
Exons: 12
Coding region: 360-2324 (654 amino acids)
Biological process (GO): RNA 3'-end processing
Cellular component (GO): TRAMP complex; nucleolus
Molecular function (GO): mRNA binding; poly(A) RNA polymerase activity
Source: RefSeq, a predicted model, not a curated record